AUUCAAAAUUCUUGUCCGUUUGGAGAUGCUGAAGUACUCGCAUGUAAUUCAAAGCGUUUGCUUCAUAACAUUUCCAUUACUUUCGCUCUCACAUCCGAUUAACAACGUGUGCAAAUCGUACUUGGAUUAUCCCACCAGAGAAUGGAACAAGAACUGCCAUUACGAUCCUCUAAUUUCAGCGACGAUUCCAGAGCUAAUAGUUGGUUAUGUAUAUGAUUACGAAGAUUUCACUGUAAUCACCGAAGAUGGAUACGUUUUGGGCUUAUACCGUUUGGUGAUGAAUACUUCGGAUUCGGCUAAAGCUGGAGUUUUGUUGAUGCAUGGGGCUACAGUCUCUGGAUCAAUUUGGGUGGAUAGACCGAAAGAACGUUGUUUGGCUUUCAGAUUAUGCGAUAGGAAUUUUGAUGUUUGGAUCGCGAAUUUUCGCGGAACGAUUUACUCGAACAAACACAUUCAUUUCGCUGGAAACAGUUCGGAAUAUUGGAAUUACUCAUUUCACGAGAUUGGUAUUUACGAUAUACCAGCAAUUUUGGAGACGAUUUACGAAAGGAACGGUGGUAAAAAGGUCUUUCUGAUAGGCAUUUCGAUGGGAGGAACUGCAGCAACUAUCUACGCUUCAUUGAAACCAAAGCAUUGUGAAAAGCACGUGAAAGCUAUCAUCUCUAUGUCCGGUUCCAUUUUCUUCACUGGAAUUACGUCAAUAUACAAGCAUAUAUCGCCGCACGUCUACGAUCUAUACAAAUUUGGGGAAUCGAUUGGAUUCCGGAACUUUGCACCGAGUAUAAUAACGAGAUUCACGCUGCUCAGAGAUUUCCUCACAAACUUUCCACCUGCUAGAAUACUGAUGCAGGUAUUCCUCUUCUCCACUUUCGGCUACGACUCCACAGGAAUCCAUGAGGGCUUUUAUCCAAGCAUCUUAGGACAUGUACCUGCUGGAAUUUCGCUGAAAACCAUCCUGCACUACGCGCAGCUCGUCACCAAAGAAGAUAAAUUCGACUUCUUCGAUAACGGACCUAGUGAAAACCUGAAGAUCUACGGUGUCCGCGACACUCCCGCUUAUCCACUAGAGAACAUAAACACAUUCUUCUACAUCCUAGCUGGUGGAAACGAUACGCUUGUUACACCUAAAGGCUGCAGAAAAUUUUACGAUCUUCUUGCCGAAGACAAGAGGAAAAUGGACAUUAUCGAAGGUUACAACCAUAUACACUGGUUGUAUGGUGAAGACCUCGAUAAGGGCUUCAUUCCUACCAUAGACUUUAUGGAAAAUAAUCUCAAUUUGUGACGCUUCUCCAAUUAUAUUAAUUAAAAAAUCUAUUAAUUAAAAAAAAAAGACAAUUAAUUCAUAUAAA
Messenger RNA from Nicrophorus vespilloides, 1349 nucleotides. Its product is annotated as gastric triacylglycerol lipase-like. Lineage: Eukaryota; Metazoa; Arthropoda; Insecta; Coleoptera; Silphidae. The record is from RefSeq and is a predicted model, not a curated record. The coding region runs from base 26 to 1282 and encodes 418 amino acids. The transcript is spliced from 7 exons.